Molecule: messenger RNA, 1236 nt
Organism: Suillus fuscotomentosus
Lineage: Eukaryota; Fungi; Basidiomycota; Agaricomycetes; Boletales; Suillaceae
Product: Aspartate/glutamate/uridylate kinase
Exons: 7
Coding region: 1-1236 (411 amino acids)
Cellular component (GO): cytoplasm; cytosol
Molecular function (GO): ATP binding; RNA binding; glutamate 5-kinase activity
Source: RefSeq, a predicted model, not a curated record
AUGGAUAUCCCACAGAGACCGAAAAGUCUGUCCAAAAAGCAGGCUUUAGCAGCGAUAGGACAAGGUCGUCUCAUUGCACUAUGGGACAAUCUUUUCGGGCAGUUUGAUCAGCGAACUGCGCAGGUUCUGCUAACAAGAGGAGAUAUAUCUGAUCGCACACGAUAUUUGAACGCUGUCAACACACUAAAUGAACUUUUGUCGAUGGGUGUAGUGCCCAUCGUGAACGAAAACGACACCAUAUCUGUUAGCGAAAUAAAAUUCGGCGACAAUGACACGUUGUCUGCUAUUACAAGCUCUAUGAUUCAUGCCGAUUACCUUUUCCUGCUUACAGACGUCGAUGGUCUGUAUACAUCCAACCCACGAAAAGAUCCCUCCGCAAAAAAGCUUGAUGUAGUCAUCUCUGUUGCUGCUAUCCGAGCACAAGUCAGCACAUCGACGCUAGGAUCUAGCCUUGGAACCGGCGGAAUGGAAACGAAACUGAUUGCUGCUGAAAUCGCAACUGGCGCUGGCGUUACAACUGUUAUCACAUCUAGCAAACAGCCCUCACCCGAUCACUCCACAAAAGCUAAUCAGGUCGACUUGGAUGAAGUCGCUGCAUCUCUCAGUUGGCCGAGGCCUCCGCAUACUGUCUUUCAGCCUGCCUUGAUUCCCAUGCGGGACUUAAAGGCAUGGACGAGCCAUACGCUUUAUCCAGCAGGUAGCGUGAUUAUCGACUCUGGAGCACAUGCCGUGUUGUCUCGUCGAGAAUCUGGUGGCCGCCUGUUGCCAGCUGGGGUGCUCGGAGUUCGAGGUUCAUUUGCCUCUGGCCAAGCAGUCCGCAUACUAGUACACCGCCGUACCGAAGGAGUUCCAGUUGAAGUCAAGGAAGUUGCACAAAUGUCAUAUUCCAACGUGGCUGCAACGACACCAUGCACGCCAGUCCUAGAACCCGGGCCAUCAGUGACCGCCUCAGUCACGUCCCUUGUUCCACUCUCGCGUUCUGGGUCGUCGGCAUCUUUAUCAGAUGAUAUGAUCUAUGAUUCUCAGACUAUUACAGACGAUGAGAUCCCAUCGAUCGAGAAGAUGGACGAAUGCGAAAAUUGGGAUUGUGAAGAAGUGGGACGGGGUUUAGCAAAUUACAAUUCUGCGCAGAUAUCCCGAGUGAGGGGCCUAAACAGCGCCCGCAUAGUUCAACUCAUCGGCUAUGCAGACACAGAAUACGUUGUAGAAAAUAUCACCAUUAGAGUGUCUGCUUGA